Closterium sp. Naga37s-1 is the source of this 6516-nucleotide messenger RNA. The record is from the annotation of a GenBank genome assembly. NCBI's taxonomy places the organism in Eukaryota, Viridiplantae, Streptophyta, Zygnematophyceae, Desmidiales, Closteriaceae.
AUGAAUCCUUCUCUCCGUCUGCCACUCUCUCAUCCCUCAUCGCUGCUCCCAUCUCUUGUCCACCUGUCCAGCUUCCUAUCCUGCAUGGCAUCGGACAUGGGAGUGGAGUGUGCAUCGCCCUACGACUCGCGCUUCUUCCCCCAGCGCCUCCUGCUCUACGACAAGCACCCGGGAGGGAUAGGCUUGGCGGUGCAGGUAUGUCCGAUAUUCAGAGGGGAAGAUACUCCUUCUAUCCACCGCCCCUGCUUUCACCGCUCGCCCUACGACUCGUGCUUCUUCCCCCAGCGCCUCCUGCUCUACGACAAGCACCCGGGAGGGAUAGGCUUGGCGGUGCAGGUAUGUCCGAUAGGCAGAGGGGAAGAUACUCCUUCUAUCCACCGCCCCUGCUUUCACCGCUCGCCCUACGACUCGUGCUUCUUCCCCCAGCGCCUCCUGCUCUACGACAAGCACCCGGGAGGGAUAGGCUUGGCGGUGCAGGUAUGUCCGAUAGGCAGAGGGGAAGAUACUCCUUCUAUCCACCGCCCCUGCUUUCACCGCUCGCCCUACGACUCGCGCUUCUUCCCCCAGCGCCUCCUGCUCUACGUCAAGCACCCGGGCGGGAUAGGCCCGGUGGAUCUCCAGCCAGGCCCGGUGGGUCUCCAGCCAGGCCCGGUGGGUCUCCAGCCAGGCCCGGUGGGUCUCCAGCCAGGCCCGGUGGGUCUCCAGCCAGGCCCGGUGGGUCUCCAACCAGAUUCCAUGAAUUCCCAGCCAGACUCGGUGAAACCUCAACCAGGCUCCACGAUUUACCAGCCAGAGCUGGUGGGUCUCCACCCAGGCUCCAUGAUCUACCAGCCAGACCCCAGACCUGCUCGUACGCUUCUCCGCACACCGCAGCCGCUGCCCAUAAAGAUUUGCCCGACCGCCAAUCGCCUGAUCAGGCCUUUUCAGAUCCGAGAUCGCCUGACCAAGGAUUGUCUGAACGAGAAUCGCAUGAUAGAGGCCGGAUCAGGCGGGCAUGGGCGCGAGGAGUGGUACAGGCGAGGGCUGCACACCCUCCCAGGCUCCCCCCCUCGCCCCAAAUGGAAUGCCUCUGACGAUUCCUUCCUCAACUCCCUCCUGAGCAGGUGGCACGUGCAGCCAUACUCGUCGCAGCCAGGCGUGUAUCUGCUGCAGCAACCCACGGACUUCGCCUGUGUGCUGCUCAUCCAGGACGCCUGCUACCUCUUCAUGCAAGGCAAGUCAAAGCACCACCAGCCACACACGGGGAUCUGGUUCGCCAGGGAUCGAACCCGCGACCUCUCACAGAUAUCCAUUGUCAACAACGUGUGCCACCUGUACAGUGACAGGCUGGCAGACGCGCUGUACGAGUCCUGGCUGGAGCUGAGCUGGCAUGAGCUGGCAGCGGCCCUCGAGAGAGAGGCGGUUCAUGGGAAAGGGGUGAGUAGGGAGAGGGUGGAAGCAGGGGUGGGGGGAAGAGGAGAGAGAGGAGGAACGGAAGGGAGGGGUAGGGAGAGGCAAGCGUUCUGGAAGGGCAGGCGGAAGGGGAGGGGAGCAGAGCGAGCAGGUGGGGGAGCAGAAGGGGAGGAGGUAGGGGCUGGAGGGGUGGACGUGGGAGCAGGAGGGGUGGGUGGAGGGAUGAGUGUGGAGGAUGUGAAGGAGGUCGCCCGGUUGCAUGCUGCAGCAGUGCGGAAACGCAAGGCGGUCAUGGCUGCCGCUGCUGCUUCUGGUGCUGCUGCUGCUAGUGCGGCAGCAGGGGAGACGAGCACGCAGCAAGACAACAGCAAAGGGGGCAGCAGAAACGGCAGGAACAAGGGCAGGAGUAACGGCAGCAACAACAAGGGCAGCAGCAGCAAUGGGGCCGCAUGGGCGCAGUACCAUGCGUCCACGGACCAGUCUGCAACAGGGGACAACGGACUAGGGUACUCACUAGACGCUCUCGACGCUCCAGAAUCUCGAGAAUCUCUAGAAGCUCUAGACGCUUCUGAUGGGCCGGUGGUGGAGCCGGUGAGGUUGAGAGACCCCAGUGACGACUGGCCGCCGCCAGGGACAGGCGCGAGGGCGCAGGAGGCGAAGGCACAGGAAGCGAAGGCUGGUGAGAGGGCCGGGAGGGGUGUGAGAGGAGGUGGUGGUGGUGGACGGGAGAGGGUUGAGGUGGGUCAGACGGGAGGGAAGGUGAGUGGGAAGGGUGGGACGAGUGUGAGAGGAGGUGGUGGAGGAAGGGAGAGUGGGAGGACAGUGAAGGUGAAGGUGGUGAGUGCUCGGAGGAAGCUGCUGGGAAUCUGGGGGUCCCGGCAACGCCACAGCCGGGGGAGGCGCACACAGCAAUCCCACAGGAGAAGCAGCAGCAGCAGCAAUGCUGCCAACACCACCACUUCCACCACCACCAGCAGCAGCAGCAGCAGCAGCAGCGCGAGCGUCAGCAGCAGAAGCAAAUACCACCUCCCCCAGAUGCAUACUCUGCAGCCACGGCACAUGGCCAUGGACAACCUAGCAGACGGGUUCGCCCAGGAGGCAGACGAGCAGCCCCCCGUAGACCUCUCCGACCUGAAGCGCCGCUCCCUGCACACUUACGGGCGGCUGACUAACCACCUGGGCAUGACCCGGUACGUGGGGGUGAGUGAGAGGAGGAGUAGGGAGCGGCUGGUGAGGGGGAUGAGGGGGAGGGGGGUGAGGGUUGGUGUGGUGGUGCGGUAUGGGUCGGCUGUGGGCGAGUUUGGGCGCGCGCUGGUGCCUCUGAUGGAGGUGGCGGGGCACCUGGAGGGGUCGUUGCAGGCACAGACAGACACAGCACAGUUGGGUCAGCAGCAGCGUGGAGAGGAACGGCAGGUGGAGCAGGCGGGGCGGGGAGAGCAGGGAGGGGAGCAGCAGAGGCGGGGUGAUGAGGGAGUGGUGGUGUUCUUCCCCGGAGAUGACUCCAUUCGCUCCCCAUGGACCGUGCAUGCCGCCCGCCUGCUGUUUGGUGACGCCACCCGGGUGGAGGCAGGCAGAGUUGCCGGCCAGAGGAACCUUCUGCUCCCCAUCAGCAAGUUGCACCGUCCUCACAGUGCCGACCUCACUCGCCGCCGCGCCUCUCAAACCACACAAGCCACACACGCCACUCAGAACUCCCAAGCCACUCACACUGCAGCAGCCACUCUCCACGCCCCUCAACCCACCCACUCACUCACUGACCCCCUCCCAAGUUUCUCAAGCGCCCCAAUCCUUCCAAAGACCCCCCAGCAAGCUCUUCAACCCUCCUCCCUGGCACCUCCUCUUGCUCUCAAGUCACUUGACGUAUCGAUACAAGCUGUCUCGCCACAAGCCAUGGCAUCUGCAUCUGUUGACCGCACAGGGAGGGUGGUCCCCUCAAGGCGGCAGGAGGGUGCAAGUGCAGUGACGGAUGGAGGGGCGCGCGUGGGUUUGCAGGGCAACUAUGGAAAUGGGUCGCAAUCACAAGUGCGACCGGAGGUUUAUGAGAGGAGAAUACUGCCAAAGCUUGCCAUCCACGCAUCUCCAGAGGAGAGGCUGGCUGUGGGUGUUGCUGCGCUGCCAUUGGGUGAUAAACGUCGGGCAGCUGCUCUGGCGAAUCCCCUGGCUGCUGCUGCUGCCGCUGCUGCAGCUGCAGCGGGUGCGGCAGGAGGAGUGGCAGCAGGAGGAGUAGGAGUAGAGGAAGCAAGGAGGCGCACAGACAUGGGUUCAAGGCCACGUGAGGGAGUGGGGCAGAAGCAGCACGGUGCUGGGGUGAAAGGAAAGAGCGGUGAGGAAGGGGAGCUUAACGAGCACGAGAAAACGAAGAGGGAGAAGGAGAGAAAGAGAUUGGAAGGAGAGGAGGCGCAAGGAGAGGAUGACGAUCCAGUGGCAGAUGCUGAAGCAAUUGCGAGGCAGGAGAUAGAUGACUACUUGGACCAGUACCAGGAGGAGCAACACCGCACCGACCGUGAUAGUGACCAUGACAGUGACAGUGACCGCCUCCCCCUCCCCACUGAUACCAACUUUUCCCCCACUCCCAAUCUCAACCUAUCCGGCCUUGCUACUGCUGAGCCCGGUGCUACUGGGAUUGAGGCCUCUCCUCCCUCCUCCACAGGAGGUUUGCAGCCGGUGAUUCCCACUCAAACGUUUCUAUACCUGCUGCCUGACCGGGAUGCCUUGGGCAGAUUAACGGGCAGCACGGGAAAGGAUUCCUGGCAGGUGACUCUAGUGGAGCGUGACAAUGUGGAGGGGCUGAAGAACCAGCAGGAAGUGGUAGCGCUGAUUCAAGAGGUUUUCCCGGAGCUGCCGGUGGUGAUAGUGCGGCUUGGCAACGUGUCACUGUAUGAUCAAGUGACAAUAAUGAAGCGCACGCUCAUCCUUGUAGCAGUCCACGACCUUAUCCUCUCCACCUCACUCUUCUUCCUGCCACGUGGCGCUGUCCUAUUGGAGCUCUUCCCCUACAAGCUUUUCAGCACGCAGCACAAGAAGCUUGCACUCCGCUCUGAAAGCAGGCUCGUGCAGUGCACUGUCACGCCGCACAGGGGCUUCUUACGCUGCUACCCGGUCAUACCUGGUGCCACUCGGUGCCGCACGGUGCCACAAACGCGCAUACAGCGCCGGUCGCAAAGGAGUGCUGCCAUGCGCGCUCGCAUGCGGGAAAUUAGUAAUCGCGCACUCGCCUUCCGGGGCGUCGCAAUCGCGGCGUUCCUGCUGUCCGCCACGUGCGCAUCGGCGACUGCUCAUGACCACCCGUUUUUUCCGCCCUUCCGUUCCGCGCUUGCGCUAAAGGCGCUCGAGGUGGAACCCUCUCCGUCGCCCGAGUCGCUCCGCGAAUCGCGGCGCGCGCUAAACGCGGUGGAGGUGGAGUCGAUAGCGGGCCCCGGCUGCGUGAACGCGUUUCCCGCGAAGCCGCUCUGCAAGUUCGUCGACAGCCUCACGUCGCGCGUGAUCCCCGUGUUGGACGGCGGCUCCGGCAAGACGCUGACCAUCGGCGUCUACCAGACAUACCAGAAAUUUCACCGCGACCUUCCCGCGACGAAGAUCUACGCUUACGGCGUGAGCGAGAAGACCGCGUCGUACCCUGGGCCGACGAUCGUGGCGAAAAAGGGGGUUACCACGCGGGUAACCUGGUGCAACCGGCUGCAGGACCGGCAGCACAUGUUCACGCAGGACUACAUGCUCAUGAAAGAAAUGCCCAAGCCGAAAAAGGGAGGCAUUCCAACCGUGCCCCACCACCACGGUGGCGAGACGAUGAGCAAGUACGACGGGCACCCACUCGCGUGGUUCACGCAGUUCGGCGAGCACGGCCCCACCUUUUCCUCCUCCUCCUCCUCACACUCCCCCAACUCCUCUUACUCCUCCUCGUCCUCGUCCUCCUCCUCCCCCUGCGUCACCUACGAGUAUCGCAACCAGCAACCGGCCUCCCUCACCUGGUAUCACGACCACACGCUCGCUUGGACGCGCCUCAACACUGUAGCGGGGAUGGCGGGCUUCUAUAUCAAAACCGACGCUAACGGGGAUGAGCGCGACAUGAAGGCAUGGCUUCCUCCGUGGAAGCGCACCGUGCCUCUGGCGAUCGCGGACCGCCUGUUCUUUAAGAACGGAUCGAUUAACUUCCCCAACGUGGGCGUGGAUCCUAAAGUGCAUCCGAAUUGGAUUCCCGAGUACAUCGGCGACACCAUCGUGGUCAACGGCUUGGUGUGGCCGUACCUGCGCGUGCGCCCCGCGGUGUACCGCUUCCUCCUCCUCGGCGCGGCCAACGCGCGCUUCUUCAACCUCCGCUUCCAGUGCGCCGCGCGCGGAGACUACCCCAACUUCGUCCCCCCGCUUCGCGGAAGCGUCGUCAAUUUCGCGCUCAUUGGCAGCGACGGGGGGUACCUGCAGCGGCCCGUGUUCCUCUCCUCUCUGCUGCUGGCUCCCGGGGAGCGAUACGAUAUUCUGGUCGACUUUGCCGCGGCGCAGCAGGGCGGCGCGUGCAGGGAUGUGAUUUUAACGAAUGAUGCUGCAGCGCCGUAUCCCGGGGGAGAGGCGGUGGAUGGCAACACGGGCGUGGUGAUGCGGUUUGUGAUCCUCGACCGCAGUCCCUUCAAGGCCCCAGCAAUUCCCAAGAGAAUUGUUCCUGUCCCCUCUAUAGACUUCUCCAAGAUCCACAGAGUGCGCUGGAAGAAGCUAGUGGAGACUACCAACCCUAUAAGCGGCAUGCCAGAACGAGCCACUAUAGACGGGCUUCGUUAUAUGGACCCAGUAACGGAGAUCCCUGUACAAGGCAGUAACGAGAUCUGGCACAUCAUCAACCUCUCGGCCGACGCGCACCCUAUUCACUUGCACUUGGUGCAAUUCCGGGUCGUUUCACGCCGCGCUUUCGACGCCAUGGCGUACCAGGCGAACAAGUGCUCCUUCACGAGCAAGAACCGUCCGUCGUGCUUUGUGGGACCGGAGAUGAAGGCGCAGAAACACGAGAUUGGGUGGAAAGACACGGUGCCUGCGCUGCCGGGUCAAGUGCUCACGUUCUGGGUCGGCUGGUACGGUCAGGUGAGCUCACAGCUGUCGGAAGCGAGGUGGAAGUUGGCAAGGGAGAGAGGAGGAUAA